Messenger RNA from Euleptes europaea (tarantolino), 6843 nucleotides. It is a transcript of the gene URB1, whose product is annotated as URB1 ribosome biogenesis homolog. Bases 1 to 6843 code for a protein of 2280 amino acids. Lineage: Eukaryota; Metazoa; Chordata; Lepidosauria; Squamata; Sphaerodactylidae. Gene Ontology annotation, biological process: maturation of LSU-rRNA from tricistronic rRNA transcript (SSU-rRNA, 5.8S rRNA, LSU-rRNA); maturation of 5.8S rRNA from tricistronic rRNA transcript (SSU-rRNA, 5.8S rRNA, LSU-rRNA). The record is from RefSeq and is a predicted model, not a curated record. The transcript is spliced from 39 exons. Gene Ontology annotation, cellular component: nucleolus.
AUGGCCGCCAAGCGCAAAAGCCCCGCUGCGGCCAAACGCCCGCCGCCCAAGCGGGCCCGCGAGACCGAGGCGGAGGAGUUCUCCGGCACCCAGUUCAAGGCCAUGUUGCGCCAGCCCGGCGCCGCCGCCGCCAAGGGUUUGGAAACAUUCAUAUCCAUUGCUAAAUUGUUGCCAUCAGAAGAACAAUAUGAUGUUGUGGAAGGAUACAUUAAAAUUUCUAUUGAGUGUGCAGAAAUUUUAAAACUUCUAGAUGGUGAAAGGAGGCCAGAAAGUGAGAUGCUGCUCAUCUUUCAAGCUCUGGAAAGCAUUUUGCUGCGAACAGCGAGUGAUCUUUCCCAUUUUCGUGUUGUAGGGAUGAACAUAGUAAAGAAGCUGAUCAACAGCUACAUGAGAUUAAUUUAUUCUGCUCUGUAUUCUGAAAAUCAUAGAAUGUCUCGUCUGUGCCUCACCUUGCUGUCGGCAAUGGUGGCACAGGGGCCAGAUGCUGCAAGGGAUGUCUACAGCCAUUUUGAUUUCAAUAAUAAGUUCUUGUCUGGGUUAGUGAAAAAGAGAGAUUAUAAGGGCAAGCCUGAUGUCCGUAUGGCAUACAUACAGUAUGCUCUCUCCUUCUUAAUUACUGGUGACAACAUGACCCUGGUACACGUUCUUGAGUUAAAAGAUUUCAUUCCUGAUAUUUUUAGAACUGGACUGAAGGAAGAUAGAAUUUCUACAAUUAGCCUUCUGCUUUCCACUUUGACAACAAAGGUGGUUCAAAACAGAAGUAUCAGUAAGACCCAGAAGGUGCGUUUUUUUACUGUAGAUGUGUUGAACCACAUUUCUUCACUGUAUCGCUGGAAUGGAAUCACUGAUGUCGGCACUGAAGAUGUCAAGGCUACCCAGGAUCCUGAAGAGGCGGGGAAGGUCAUAGUGAGGGAAUUGGUUCAUAACUUUUUAAUAGAUCUCUGUUGUUCUCUAAAACAUGGCAUUAACUUCUAUGAUCCAAGUCUUGGCACAGCAGGCAGAGGAGGGAAUUUGGUGCUUCUGCGUUUUCUUCUGUGUUUAAAGACUGCUGUGGAGGAUGAGAUGGUUGCUGACCUUAUGGUGAACAUUUUCAAAGUAUGCCCAGAUUUACUGAACAGAUUCUUUAAGGAAUCGCAGUAUUCCUUUGUUCCCAGACUGAAAUCAGCUUGGCUGGACAAUAUGAAAUUGUUAAGGAAGAUUUAUGAGGCUCAGCCAGAGGUUUCCAACUGUUUUAAAACUUCAGAGUUUAUUCCGCUUCCUAAAUUGCUUUCCAUGGUGAUGGUGACAACUGUUCCGGCAGUAUGCAAUAAAGCAAUGUUCACCCAGGGAUUAAAUAUAGCCAGUAACAUAGUGAAACAUACGAUCUUUUCACUUCUGUCAAUGAUCCUGAAAAGAGCGCUGAAAAACAUUGAACACUGUCUGAAUGAGACUAUAUGGGAGAAGUCUGAAGUCUAUACUCCAUCUGUGAUGCAGGAGUUUGUUCAGCAGUACAGGGAAGCUUUGAGCAAGCUUUUUCCAGAUAUGACUAACAUAAUAGCAGUGUGGCAGUCACUUCUAAAGCAAGGGAAGGAACAGAAUGGACAGAGAAGGGAAGAAGAAAAUGCUGCUUCCAUGGUGGAGGAAAUUACAGAGGUCGUAGAACAUGGUUCAGAUGAUGCAGAGACCACUCUUCUGAAAGCUGUAUUGCUUCAUGUAAUAUGUCUCUAUCAGCAAGUUGUUCCCCACUUGGUAGCACAAAGCAACUUCGAUUUUAGUAAAUUAAUCAAAGGUAUUGUAACGGAAAAAGGACUGCGACAGGAGGUUCCUCCUGUUCUACAACAUCAUAUUCUAAAGGUAGCUCUUGAGUUGCCUGCAAAUAAGUUUUCCUGGUUUAAAGUACAGGUUGACUUUGCUGCUGAGAAAGCUUGUACAGAAAGAUCGGUAUUCUAUUUAUUGAUGAAAAUGUUUGUUACAAGUAACCAUCCUCAUCUCAAAACAUCAACAAAGAAAUUGAUUAUUAAGGUUUUGCAGGACAGUGGAGUAUUUGAGUAUACCUGGAAGGAACUUGAAGUGUGGCUUGAACAUUUGGAGAACACAGUAGAAGCCAAAAAGGAAGCAGUGAUUCAGUUUUUGGAAAGGGUCUUGGUAAAAUUGGUGACAACUCCUUAUCCGUACACUGAUAAGGCAGCAGAUCUUGUCCAAGAAGCCAGUAUUCUGCAGGUCAACCUGUUUAAACAAGAUACUGAUAAUGUCAGCAUACCCAUCUCUCACAUUGACGAUGCUCUGGAUAUGAUUGAUGUCCUUGUGGAAGGCAAUGAAGAUUUAGAUGAAGAAAUUGGAUCCACUUUAAGUGAAGACAUGGUUAUGAGCACAUUUCCGUUCAGUGCUAUCGUCCCAGCUGCUUUGGAAGCCAGGAAUAAGUUGCUUCUUGAGUGUGAUGGAAGCACAAAGGGAGAAAGCAUAGUGGACUAUCUUGUCACCGUUGGCACUGACCUUCUGCAUUCUCAGAGAGACCCCUUAGCUCUUUGUUUGAUGCUUCAGCUCUAUGAUAGAGAACUUCAGACUCUGCAUUCUUCUAACUACCCUCAACUCUACCAGUUCAGCCAGUACUACAGUCUUUGGAUACCACAACAUAUUAAAGAAGCUUUAUUCAAGCCACUAAGCAGUGUGUCUGAAGAUCGAUUCCUGUCACUGGAUUCAUCGUUUUCCUCCUUGUUGAAAAAUAGUUAUGAGAAAGGUGCUGCCGGUCUCUUGGAAGAGGGUGUUAAAGAGAAGUUGAAUGAGGCAAUUUUACGUCUCCAGCCUCAGAAGCUCUUGGUAGCCUCAAAGCAUGUCCUGUUGUACCUAAAAACCACAGUGGAAAAUUUCAGCAGUUUCAGCAGCAACUCUGGUCUUUCCCUUCUCACUGUCUUUGUGGACCUGCUGAAGAAUAUAUUACUCAAAAGUAAUGAUAUAGAAUUGUGUAGUCAGCAGGAAAAGGCCCAAACAAAAUCUGAUCUUUUUAUGGACGAGGAGUCUCUGACUGCAGCAGAAACUUCAAAUGAGAAGAUACUGGACAUCCUUCUCCCUUUGGUCUUCAAACACUCUACACUGGAGAGUUGGUUCCUGGCUGUAGAACAACAUUCUCUUCCACAUCACAAUUUAAGUCCCCUUGCAGUGAAGCACCUUGCUGCUCAUCUGAAUAAUUGCAUCCUUGAGUUGCUGAAGGUGGGCUGCCCACUGUUACAAGCCAGGAAUCAACUUUGUGUGAUCUCCAGAUACUUCGAAGCUGUCACUAAAGCUGUCUUGAAAGAACUGCACACUGGGAGAAGAGGAGGAAGCAAAACAUAUUUCAUGAGGUUACAGCAGCUGGAGGCAUUGCAAGAUCUGCACAUGUUCAUGAACUCACAACAGCUAAAAGAAGUUACUUUGGCUAUGCUGCAGGUUCCUAAAGCAAAUCUAGCCACCAAGAAAUCUGAAACUUCCUCUGGCAAAAAACCAUGCCUGAGCGCUUAUGGAAAGACUCUAGUACAGCUUCUCACUGAGAGCUACCAAAGAGGAUCCCUGAAGGGAGACUUCUUUUUUUCGAGAGAGCACGUUCAAGGGAUGGGAGUUCUUUUGUCUACAGCAGCCACAGAGGAGUUAGAGAAGGUCUUCAGGCAAGCUGUAGAGAGAGAGCCUGUUUUUGCCCAAGCAGUUGGAGUCGAUAUUCAGAUUUUCUGCCUUAAUCGUGCCACAGAAAAUUCCCUUUCCAUUGCUGCUUUGUUGAUUCAGCAUUGUCAGACUCAUCUUCUGCAGUUUGAGCUAUGGUGUCUGAAGCAUGCGACUGGCGAGUUCUUGAGACAGAACAUGGGCUUGUUUCUGCCACUCAUCAAUACGUAUUUGCAACGUCAAGAGCAGCAUCGUUUUACACGCCCGUCAAAAGUCUCUUCAGCUGUUCUAUCUGUUCUAAGAAAAUCUUUGUGUCCAGAACUGCCAGAUGUAUUUCUGAAUAGAGACGCAUCAAAGCCAUUGACAGAAGAGUGUCAAGUUCUUUGCAAGUUACUGCCAUCUUUACAAAUGGAAGACUUGAAAAAUCUAGUUGAAAUGUUACCUGUAGCUCUCGAGGCAACGGGAAGUCUUGAGCACUGGGUUGUUGCAGAUGCUAUAUCAGGAACACUGGAGAGCUCUGAAGAGAAGCUGCACUCCUGGAAGAAAUGCUUGCUGUCUGCCUGUAUCAAAUGGUUAAUCCUCACUUACAGAAAUAGCAAAGAACAAGAAACUUGUUCAGAAAUGGAGGCUGCCAUGCUGUCAAGGCUAGAAAAAUUACUGCAUUCAGUAACUGAAGUGGUUCCAGAGGACUGGCAUAAUUUUGUGAAGAUGGGACUCAGGUACCGUUAUAAAGACCAAGAUUUCAUGAAAACUCUAAAUUCAGCUAUAAAUUUGCUGUACCAGAAAGAAAUGCAUCUUAGUCAGAGAUUAGUCAAGCUAUCCGUGCUUUAUAUGAUGAUCACGCAGCACUCUUUAUUUUUGCCAACAAUGCUGAGGUCAAGCGAAGGCGCUGACUCGAAUGUUCACACAAGAGAGGCAUUAGUGGACAUACUGUUGACUCUUGUGAAAUGCUGCCCUGAAGUAUGUGAGAGUAACCAUUUUGCUGUGCUACUUGGAGCCUAUGGUGCAACUCUGAGUGUUGUAGACCAGAAGAUAUUGCUGCUGCUUAAGUUGUAUGAAAGGAAUGGCCUGAGUCUUGUAAAUUUCAGAAUAUUACUUUGGGGUCCUGCUGCUGUGGAACAUCACAAGACAUGCAGGAGUUUGGGAGAGUCGCUGUGGCAGCAGCCAAGCGCAGAAGAAAUUCUGAGUCUUCUAGACCGAGAGAUGAUGAUGAGGACCAUUCUUCAUUUUCCACAGCACCGACAUCUUCUCCUCCAAGAGGAAGAACAGAUGCUGCAAAGCAAAGGCAAAAACAAGGUGGAUCUUCAAGAUCUCUAUGACCCUUGUUUCCUUCUUCAGCUCUUCAGUGAAUUGCUGAGACCAGAAUGUGUAGUAGGAUGUCCAAAGUUCAUUGAAGUCAAUGCUUUGGGGCUAACAGUAGCUGCCCUAAGCAGCUAUGACCAUAACAUGCGAGCAGCAGCAUACUAUGUCCUGGGCUCUUUCCGCUUUCACCUUGAAGGGGCUCGAUUUCGAGAACAAAGACAGUUGCUUUACCUUAUGGAUGUUGUACAAAAUGGAAUCAGACAAUCAAAUUUCAGAUUUACUUUCCCUUUAACACUCUACAUUGCUAGAGUAGCCCAACACAUGCUGAAGCCAGAGGAACAUAUGUACACAAAGCUGAACAGGUUUCUUCUUUCCCACCAAUACUUGAAUUUGAAGAAAGUGCCCGGAUUUUUUCAGCUCUUCUAUAGUUUUGAUAUAGAGCACAAAUUGGAACGAAAAUGGAUUCUAGCAGUUAUUGGGGAAGGCCUCCGAGAUAAACACUGCUAUGAGUUGUAUGAUUAUCAGAGGAUUUUCCAUGUCCUUCUUUCUUUCUUCCACAGCCCACUUUGUGAUGAAAAUACCCAGCAUCAAAUUCUGGAAAUACUACAAAAUGCUGCCAGCAUCACCAAAGCUGCCUAUGAGCUAAUAAGAGACCACAGCCUUUUAACAUGGCUAUUAUUUAUUCUACAGAAAAGGUUUUUAGAAAACAAGAUGUUAAACUAUGUAAUCUUCUUAGUCCAUACCCUGUGGAUUACAAAUUUAGGAGAUAAGCAGAAGUCAUUCCAGAUGCCUUGUGGAAAUAAUCUACUAGAGAAUCAGAAAUUUCUUCCUCUCCAACUUGUCAAUGAAUUUCUACAUGUUUUAAUAACAUUAUUGAAACACAUCCGUGCCAACUUGGAUUUUGCCCAGCUGAUUCAGUUUUUCAGCCUGUUAAGCUCCAUAUUAGAAUACCGUGCCAUGGUAAUUGAGGCCUUCAAAGAAAUGGGCAGAUUCACUGUGAAUGAGCAUGUCCUAUCCAACAAAGAUAUUCUGUUGCUCUUGCACAAGUGGAGCAUAAUUGGCAAAGAUGUGAAACUUCAAGAUGAUCUGCAAACAAUUGCUCAACAAUACCAAACCAAAGAAUUGCUUAAAAAUAUUAAAGAAAAAAACAAAGUGCAAGUACAUUUUCGAACAUCAUCACAAUUUGUUCAGAAGAAGAAUGAAACUGAAACCGACUCAGGCCCAUCUUCUCAGGGCAACCCAUUUGAUUUAGAGGAAUGCAGAUCUUCUCUGAGAUUGGUCCUGAUGCACUGGGAGCCUGUGUUUCCAGAUAUUUCAGCAAAUCAUUCAAGGGAGCACAAUGGCUAUGACAAUCCUGGUCUUACAAGCAAGAUUGUUUACUUAGUAUUCAGAUGGCUGGUGCAGUCCCUGGUUGACAGCAGCUCCCACAAACAAAAUGUACUUUUGACUUUCAAGUGGUUUAAAAGUUAUGUUUUGCCAAAUACCAUUGUGGUGCAAGAGAUUGUUAUGGAUGGCGUUCUGAAAGAUGGUAUAUUUAAGCUUUACCACAACCUCCAUGAUGCCACUGAAGAGAUUUCAGACCUGAAUGACCUCUCCCUACUUAAUACUGUAAUGCUUCACCUAAUGGAUUUUCAGGGCCUGAUGGAAAAUGAACAUCUUGGGACACUGAAAAGGUUCUGCCUCUCUGCAAUGGAAGAAAACGACACAAAGGAAAAAGCUGCAGGUAUAUUCCUCACAUCUCUGUAUAUUGGAGAUAUUUGGAUGGGAGCACAGCAGCCAGAUAUGCUUAGAACUCAUGUUAAACUGAUUUGUGGACCAGACAAGGGAGAAAAUGGUGACACCCACAAAAUUCGAGAACCUGGAGAAGCUAUAGUUUCUCUGUGCAAAGGCUUUUAUUUGUAUUUAAUUUGUCACAAUACUUUGAAGUCUUAA